UUCGUCACCUUAUGUGACGUCAUGACAGAUGGUCACGUGACAAGGAAACCCCUAGAAAAGGAGGGGACCUUCCCGCUAACCGCACAACCGCUCUCUGAGACACUCAACGAGCGUAUACGCUGCACAGAAAACUUCUCCACCGCCCAGCGCAAAAGUCUCUCUGUCUCAAAAACGAUGGCGAGUUCCAAGAUGAGCAAGCUCCAUUCCAAGAUGACCGUCUUCAGCGCCGUCUUGGCGCUGUGUUCUUACUUCUUCCUGCGAAGAACGUCGGUCGAGUUUCGGGAAGAAAUCUUCAUCCAAGCGCCGGAGAGCGAAGUUUUCGAGUUCUUGUCCGACGUCCGGCUCUUGGACUUCGUUCACCCUUAUAGAGUGGGCGCCUUUAACAUCACGGCAGUGACGGAUGACUCAGGGCUAGAGGGAGUCAACUACGACAACGUGGAAAGGAUCGACUUCUUCGGACUCUACACCGAGACACUCUACUUCCCCGUCCACACAAGAUUCCUCAAAAACGCAGGCGAGGUCCGGUCAUCCUAUGACGUCAUGAACGGCACCAUCGUGGCCAAUCAGUCCUUCACGCUACAUCCGGGCAAGCGCAACGGGGUCAACGGCACGCUGGUCGUUGACGUCAGCCGGGUGAGCCUACCCUGGGUCUACUCACACUUCACCGCCUGGAAGGGGGGCGAGGCGCACCGCAUGAUCCUCGGGGGCAUGCGCAGAUUCCUCGAGGGGGAAAACCGUGACGUCAUCACCCUCCUGAAGCAGUACGCCGACUUGAGAAUACAGUUUAACGAACUCAGACUCCUGUCCAAUGACAUCACGUCAUUCUGUGUGCUCCCCAUGAUCUGUUCGAACUCGUGAUGCCAUUGGUCCAUUUGAAAUUUUAAAGAAAAUCUAACCAAUCAGAGUAUUUUUUUGCUGACCAAUCGCUGGAAGACAUAAAGUGACGUGAGAUAGAGGUAGAUAUAUUUAUAUGGUCGACAUGGCGCUCUUAGCGUCCUCAAGAUGCCAUACGCACAAAUGUUAGGUGUCAAGAGCAUACAAAUCUUAAAGAAAUGCAGAAGAAAACGUAUGGACACCUUAAGGAUACUGCUACAUGUAGCUCAGAAAAGAAAGUCUGUUCAAGUUGUACCCAAGAUAUCGCACAAUUCUUGUAUAUAAUAAUAUUAGAAUGGAUUCGUGUGAAAAGAGAAGUAUAUCUUUGUUACAAAGGAAGCAUUUAACAGAAAUGCUCUGGAUAAAAGAAACUAUGUUAUUGUAAAUAUAUUUGUCAGAAUAAAUAUGUAUUGUGUUGAAAGU
This is a messenger RNA of Branchiostoma floridae (Florida lancelet), 1296 nucleotides long. RefSeq lists its product as uncharacterized. Lineage: Eukaryota; Metazoa; Chordata; Leptocardii; Amphioxiformes; Branchiostomatidae. The record is from RefSeq and is a predicted model, not a curated record. The coding region runs from base 22 to 858 and encodes 278 amino acids. The transcript is spliced from 3 exons.